AUCUUCGCCGACGAUACCUACAGCAAACCGUACUUCGUUACCUACGUCAACACCUCCUUCUUCAUCCUCCCGCUCAUCCCGAUCCUCAUCGUCAAACACCGCCGCAACCCAGAGGACCUACGAAGAUGGAAGGAAGAGCUACGGAACAGGAUAUACGCUCGCUAUGCGCCUCUCAAGCAGCAAGAGGAGGCAGAUCCUCCAGGAUACUACGACAGUCCCGUGUUCCACCAUAGCGCGCCAUCCACCAACCCGUCCGCUACCCACCUGCUCGACGAUCCUUCCAACGACCUCUCCCAAAGCCAAGUCCUCAGCGCAAAGGAUGUCCUCUCUGCGCCCUCCGCCCCAUCCCACCUGCAACCACUCAAUCUUGCCGAAAUCUUCCGCCUCUCCCUCGAAUUCUGCAUCCUCUGGUUCCUUGCCAACUACUUCGUCGCCGCUUGUCUGCAAUAUACCUCUGUCGCAUCCUCCACGAUUCUCACCUCCACUUCUUCCGUCUUCACCCUCAUCUUCGGCGCCAUGUUCAAAGUGGAAAUCUUCACUCUGCGGAAACUCCUCGGCGUCAUCGCUUCUCUAUCGGGUAUUAUCCUCAUCUCCCUCAUCGACUUCUCUGGCCGGUCGUCGGACGACAAACACCGAGGCGACUUCCCGCACAAGUCGACGCGAGAAAUUGCAAUUGGAGACUUGUUGGCGUUCGCGUCGGCGAUCAUGUACGGUCUGUACGCGGUGUUCAUGAAGAAGAGGAUCGCAGAUGAGACGAGGGUGGAUAUGCCGAUAUUCUUUGGCCUGGUGGGCGUGAUCAACGUUCUGAUCCUCUGGCCGGGAUUGUUCGUGCUGCAUUUCACCGGCGUGGAAACGUUCGAGAUGCCACCCACCGCGUACGUGUGGAUGAUCAUCGUGUGCAACUCUCUGGGCAGUCUGGUCAGCGACAUGGCGUGGGCGUACGCAGUACUCUUGACGAGUCCGAUUGUCGUCACGGUCGGGUUGAGCAUUACCAUCCCAUUGAGCCUGGUAGCUCAGAUCAUCAUCAAUCGGCAGACUGUGGGACCGUUCUAUUGGGUGGGAGCGUGUAUUGUCGUGGCGUCGUUUCUGUUUGUCAAUCAUGAGGAGAAGAAAGAUGAGGCUGUGCUCGUGGUGGGACCGACAGCGGCGGAGGAGGAGGGACAGAGGCAGAUGGAUUUGGACAGUGGAGGGAGGAGAGAAGAGGAUGAGGGAUUUCCUUGA
Zymoseptoria tritici IPO323 is the source of this 1221-nucleotide messenger RNA. RefSeq lists its product as uncharacterized. The annotation marks the transcript as partial. NCBI's taxonomy places the organism in Eukaryota, Fungi, Ascomycota, Dothideomycetes, Mycosphaerellales, Mycosphaerellaceae. Gene Ontology annotation, cellular component: membrane. Gene Ontology annotation, biological process: regulation of peptide transport. The transcript has a single exon. The record is from RefSeq and is a predicted model, not a curated record.